CCUUCUCCAACCCCCCUCGCCCCCCUCCUUCCUUUUUCCCUCUCCUCGUUUGCCACUUAAUCUUGGACAAAGACGGACCAGUGCUACACGAGACACUUCGUUACGACACUGGGAUAGCAGGUGCUAUCGGGUGCAAUGCAGCAACCACAGAAUGGAGGAAAUGGGCAAGGUGAAUACUUCACAGAGGAAGAUGUUCGACGGACGAGCACAACAUCAGCUCGACUCCCAUCGUUGCUCGAACUAGCAGAGUCACCACAGGCACCUGCACGCCCGACAACAGCAGACAUUCCACCACCAACAGCUCUUAGCCCCAUCAACGAGCGGCCGCCUGCACUCCAUGAUCAAGAAUCACAACCACAAGUUCAGCCUCGUCGACCAUCACAACAGCCCGAUCUGCUGCCUCACCGUCCAGCCCCUCCUCCUCCCACACAACAAAGUCAAGUUCGAAACGUUCCAUUCCAGCCCACUCGUCAAGAAUCCGCCAUCCGUCUUCGAAGACUACGCGCUCCAUCCGAGAGCUCGAGAUUAGGGCCGUCACCUUCUCACCCACAACUAGCAUCUCAACCCCAAGAUGCCCCGGCACCUUUAGCCACAACAGGUCGACGUCGUUCCAGCUCAGAACCCCAACGGCCGGUUAGCUCCAGAAACUGGGCUGAUGAUCAACCUAUCAUGAACAAACCGACACCGCUAGUUCCCGAUCAUGUUGGCGGACAAGUGCCACAGCCACCAGCUGCUCAUCUUUCUCCCAUCAAUGAAGACGUCCUGGCCCGGCCAUCUAUCAAUGUCGAGCCCGAGCACCCUGGUUUGCGCCACCAGGGCACCUUCCGACAUCUUCUGCCACGUCGUCGCCGUGCAGAUAACCAGGUCAGCCCUGAGGAUGCUCAGGCACAGGCAGAACAGGACAUAUACGACUCGCGUAUUGUAGACUUUUUGGAUGUUAUUGACCCAGAAGUUGCCACGCUAUCGUCCAUUACCAACGUCCAAAACUCCCUCUUCGUUCCUUCGUUGGGUAGAUUCGUCAACCGAAGGCCGACAUAUGAUCUCUCCCAACUACCAGUUCUACCACCCAACUUGCCCGGUACCUACCCCCCUUCCCGGGAGGAUGUUCGUACUAUUCGAACGACCACAACCACAGGCGAGGGUGAAGUAGAAGACGAGAGGCCGCAUCAGCGUCCAAGUCCACCUCACGUCCACAGUUUCUCGACCGUCCUGACUGCUCCUCAGUAUGCCAUCCUGCCCAAGGAUGCCACUCUGGAGGGAUGGCGCGAGGAAGACAUCCGGAUGCUCAACGACUAUGUCCGACAUAUGCUCCACUCAAAGCGUUCCAAGUUUAAACAGCGCAUGAAGGCCUUUGGAAAGUACGUUAGGCGGCCGCUGGGCUUCCUUGUCACCCUUUACGCCUUCUUGAUCACUGUGUUCGGUCUUGCUUGGGUUCUUUUCCUAAUCGGCUGGAUCUACGUCGGCGACAAACAGCUGUACACCAUCAACGUCAUUGACAAUGUUCUUGUUGCUUUGUUUGCCAUUGUCGGUGAUGGUCUUGCUCCUUUCCGGGCGGUCGACACAUACCACAUGAUCUUUGUGGCUCGCUAUCACCUCAAAACCAUCAAGCUUCGCAAAAGGUUGUUGAUCCCUUUGAAGGAUCCCAAUGACGUGCCUCUUCAAACCCAAGCCGCCCUCGAACAAGCAGACCUUGAGCGCGCCCCCGUAGACCCGCACAUGACAGAGGUCCGACAUGAUGACGAGUUCAUCCCUGUCCUCUCCGAGAAAUCACAAGCCAGAUUCAUCCACCAUCAAAAGAAGCUGGCCAAGUCACACACCUUUUACAAGCCUCACGAAACGGGAACCCACCAUGCCUUCCCUAUCGGCUUGCUCAUUGCCAUUGUUUGCUUGCUGGAUUUGCACAGUUGUCUCCAGAUCACUCUCGGUUCUUAUACCUGGUCCACGGAUUACCACACUAGAAAGAGUGCAGUGACCACCGCUGUCCUUUGCUGCUCCAUUGCUGCCAACUGUACUGCCGGUUUGCUCAUUACCAUCGGCGAUAGGCGGACUCGCAAGAAGGAUGUCUUGGAGCGACUCCUGAAGCAGGAACUCACUGCUGAAGUGAUGCACAAGAUGGAGAAGGAACGGGAGAAGAAGGCCAAACAAGAGGCUGGAGAGCCUACGGGUAUUAUGCAACCGGCGUUGGCGUUGACGAACAAAUUCAGGAAGAGCGAAGAUCACGGAGUCAGAAAGAGCAUUGACCAUGGCACUAGCAAGGCCAGCAGUUCAGAGAGCUCGCGUACAGACAGGAAGGAGACAGCAGGUCGGUUCAACCCUACCGUAUCAGCACCUCAGGUUCAGGACCAAGAGAAGCAGGGAGCUCAGAACGGCACUGCGUAAUGUGGGAGGUUAAAGGAGGUUUGUUUUAUUCGAAAAGGUCAUGGGUUACGACCAGGGAGAAAACUACACGGACGGCUCUCUGGAUACUAUUACUGUUUAUUUUGUCUUUCUUUUUAUCUUCUGUCUAAUACCCUGUAUAUGGCUUCCCUUCUGUCUACAU
Molecule: messenger RNA, 2539 nt
Organism: Neurospora tetraspora
Lineage: Eukaryota; Fungi; Ascomycota; Sordariomycetes; Sordariales; Sordariaceae
Exons: 3
Coding region: 136-2379 (747 amino acids)
Source: RefSeq, a predicted model, not a curated record